Molecule: messenger RNA, 6265 nt
Organism: Pseudoliparis swirei
Lineage: Eukaryota; Metazoa; Chordata; Actinopteri; Perciformes; Liparidae
Gene: nf1a
Product: neurofibromin 1a
Exons: 40
Coding region: 44-6265 (2073 amino acids)
Biological process (GO): regulation of GTPase activity
Source: RefSeq, a predicted model, not a curated record
CUGGUUUCGCCCCUCAGGCCGCUCCAGUCUGCAGAAGAGGGUGAUGGCUCUGCUCCGGAGGAUAGAGUACCCCACCCCAGGGAACAUCGAGGCCUGGGAGGACACCCACACCAAGUGGGACCAGGUCACCAAGCAGAUCCUCAACUUCCCCAAGAACAAGGCGGAGGACGGACAGGAGUGGAUCAACAUGACGGGCUUCCUGUGCGCGCUGGGCGGCGUGUGCCUGACGCAGCGCGGCACGCCGGGCCCGGCCACCUACAGCCCGCCCAUGGGCCCCAUGAGCGAGCGCAAACACUCCAUGAUCUCCUUCGGGCCCUGCGACGCGUCCAACCCGGCCGCCGCCGCCUCCUCCUGCUCGUCCUCGGCCUUCAGCGAGACGCCCGUCAGCCGCUUCCUGGACCGGCUGCUGGUGCUGCUGGUGUGCGGACACGACCGGGUCGGGCUGCACGUCCGCACCAACGUGAAGGACCUGCUGGGCCUGGAGCUCAGCCCGGCGCUCUACCCCAUGCUCUUCAACAAGCUGAGGAACAGCAUCGGGAAGUUCUUCGACACGCAGGGACCGGUGCCCAUCAACGACACCAACACCCAGUUUGUGGAGCAGACCAUCGCCAUCAUGAAGAACCUUCUGGACAACCACACCGACGGCAGCUCUGAGCAUCUGGGCCAGGCCAGCAUCGAGACCAUGAUGCUCAACCUGGUCAGGUAUGUGCGUAUCCUUGGCAACGCGGUCCACGCCAUCCAGAUCAAGACGAAGCUGUGCCAGCUGGUGGAGGUGAUGAUGGCGCGACGGGACGACCUGUCCUUCUGCCAGGAGAUGAAGUUCAGGAACAAGAUGGUGGAGUAUCUGACCGACUGGGUGAUGGGGACCUCCAACCAGGCGGCGGACGACGAUAUCAAGUGUCUGACGAGGGACCUGGACCAGGCCAGCAUGGAGGCGGUGGUCUCCCUGUUAGCCGGCCUGCCCCUGCAGCCGGAGGAGGGAGACGGGGUCGAGCUCAUGGAGGCCAAAUCUCAGCUCUUCCUCAAGUACUUCACCCUGUUCAUGAACCUGCUGAACGACUGCAGCGAGGUGGAGGACGAGGGCCAGGCGGUGGGCGGGCGCAAGAGGGGCAUGUCCCGCCGCCUGGCCUCGCUGCGCCACUGCACCGUGCUCGCCAUGUCCAACCUGCUCAACGCCAACGUGGACAGCGGCCUCAUGCACUCCAUCGGUCUGGGCUACCACAAGGACCUGCAGACGCGGGCCACCUUCAUGGAGGUGCUGACUAAGAUCCUGCAGCAGGGCACCGAGUUCGACACGCUGGCCGAGACGGUGCUGGCCGACCGCUUCGAGCGGCUGGUGGAGCUGGUGACCAUGAUGGGCGACCAGGGCGAGCUGCCCAUCGCCAUGGCGCUGGCCAGCGUUCUACCUGUGUCUUUGUGGUGCCUCCAGGACGAGCUGGCCCGGGUCCUGGUGACGCUGUUCGACUCGCGGCACCUCCUCUACCAGCUGCUGUGGAACAUGUUCUCCAAGGAGGUGGAGCUGGCCGACUCCAUGCAGACGCUGUUCAGAGGGAACAGCCUGGCCAGCAAGAUAAUGACCUUCUGCUUCAAGGUGUACGGGGCGACGUACCUGCAGAAGCUGCUUGAGCCGUUAUUAAGAGGCGUAAUCACGACCCCCGAGCACAUCAGCUUCGAGGUGGACCCCACCAGGCUGGAACCCGGGGAGAACCUGGAGGAGAACCAGAGGAACCUGCUGCAGAUCACGGAGCGCUUCUUCCAGGCCAUCAUCGGCUCGUCCAGCGAGUUCCCCCCCCAGCUCCGCAGCGUCUGCCACUGCCUCUACCAGGCUACUUGCCACUCUCUACUGAAUAAAGCAACAGUAAAAGAAAAAAAGGAAAACAAAAAAGCAGUAGUGAUUCAGCGGUUCCCUCAGAACAGCAUUGGCGCCGUGGGCAGCGCCAUGUUCCUUCGCUUUGUGAACCCGGCCAUCGUGUCUCCCUACGAGGCUGGAAUCCUGGAGAAGAAGCCCCUCCCCCGAAUAGAGAGGGGCCUCAAGCUCAUGUCCAAGAUUCUGCAGAGCAUCGCGAACCACGUCCUGUUCACCAAAGAGGAACACAUGAGGCCCUUCAACGACUUCGUCUUGAGCAACUUUGACUCGGCCAGAAGGUUCUUCUUGGACAUCGCCUCCGACUCGCCCCCCAGCGACUCCAUCAACCACAGCCUGUCCUUCAUCAGCGACGGCAACGUGCUGGCCCUCCACCGGCUGCUGUGGAACAACCAGGAGCGGAUCGGCCAGUACCUGUCCAGCAACCGGGACCACAAGGCCGUGGGCCGGAGGCCCUUUGACAAGAUGGCCACCCUGCUGGCCUACCUGGGGCCCCCGGAGCACAAGCCGGUGGCGGACACGCACUGGUCCAGCCUCAACCUCACCAGCUCCAAGUUCGAGGAGUUCAUGACCAGGCACCAGGUCCACGAGAAGGAGGAGUUCAAGGCCUUAAAGACCCUCAACAUCUUCUACCAGGCAGGAACCUCCAAGACCGGCAACCCUGUGUUCUACUACGUGGCCCGCAGGUUCAAGACGGGCCAGAUCAACGGGGACCUGCUCAUCUACCACGUCCUCCUCACGCUCAAGCCCUACUACGCCAAGCCCUAUGAGAUCGUGGUGGACCUCACGCACGUGGGGCCCAGCAACCGCUUCAAGACCGACUUCCUGUCCAAGUGGUUCGUGGUGUUCCCCGGCUUCGCCUACGAGAACGUGGCGGCCGUCUUCGUCUACAACUGCAACACCUGGGUGAGGGAGUACACCAAGUACCACGAGCGGCUGCUGACGGGCCUGAAGGGCAGCAAGCGGCUCCAGUUCAUCGACUCUCCGGCGAAGCUGGCCGAGCACAUCGAGCCGGACCAGCAGAAGCUGCCGGCGGCCACGCUGACCCUGGAGGAGGACCUGAAGGUGUUCCACAACGCCCUGAAGCUGGCCCACAAGGACACCAAGGUGUCCAUCAAGGUGGGCUCGACCGCGGUUCAGGUGACGUCGGCCGAGCGGACCCGCGUGCUGGGCCAGCCCGUGUUCCUCAACGACGUCUACUACGCCUCGGAGAUCGAGGAGAUCUGCCUGGUGGACGAGAGCCAGUUCACCCUCACCAUGGCCAACCAGGGCACGCCGCUCACCUUCAUGCACCAGGAGUGCGACGCCAUCGUGCAGUCCAUCAUCCACAUCCGGACGCGCUGGGAGCUGUCGCAGCCCGACUCCAUCCCGCAGCACACCAAGAUCCGACCCAAAGACGUGCCGGGCACGCUGCUCAACAUCGCCCUGCUGAACCUGGGGAGCUCUGACCCCAGCCUCAGGUCGGCGGCGUACAAUCUGCUGUGUGCGUUGACCUGCACCUUCAACCUGAAGAUCGAGGGCCAGCUGCUGGAGACGUCGGGCCUCUGCAUCCCGGCCAACAACACGCUGUUCAUCGUCUCCAUCAGCAAGACGCUGGCCGCCAACGAGCCACAUCUCACGCUGGAGUUCCUGGAGGAGUGCAUCUCGGGCUUCAGCAAGUCCAGCAUCGAGCUGAAACACCUGUGUCUGGAGUACAUGACGCCGUGGCUGCUGAACCUCGUCCGCUUCUGUAAGCACAACGACGACGCCAAGCGGCAGCGCGUCACGGCCAUCUUGGACAAGCUCAUCACCAUGACGAUCAACGAGAAGCAGAUGUACCCCUCCAUCCAGGCCAAGAUCUGGGGCAGCCUGGGCCAGAUCACCGACCUGCUGGACGUGGUGCUGGACAGCUUCAUCAAGACCAGCGCCACCGGAGGACUGGGCUCCAUCAAGGCCGAGGUCAUGGCGGACACCGCGGUGGCUCUGGCCUCGGGGAACGUCAAGCUGGUCUCCAGCAAGGUGAUUGGCCGGAUGUGUAAGAUCAUCGACAAGACGUGCCUGUCCCCGACGCCCACGCUGGAGCAGCACCUGAUGUGGGACGACAUCGCCAUCCUGGCGCGCUACAUGCUGAUGCUGUCCUUCAACAACUCUCUGGACGUGGCGGCUCACCUGCCGUACCUGUUCCACGUGGUCACGCUGCUGGUGGCCACCGGGCCGCUGUCGCUGCGCGCCUCCACCCACGGCCUGGUCAUCAACAUCAUCCACUCGCUGUGCACCUGCUCGCAGCUCAACUUCAGCGAGGAGACGAAGCAGGUCCUGCGUCUGAGCCUCACUGAGUUCUCGCUCCCUAAGUUCUACCUGCUGUUCGGGAUCAGCAAGGUGAAGUCUGCGGCCGUCAUCGCGUUCCGCUCCAGCUACCGCGACCGCUCCUUCUCGCCCGGCUCCUACGAGAGGGAGACCUUCGCCCUGUCGUCGCUGGAGACCGUCACCGAGGCGCUGCUGGAGAUCAUGGAGGCCUGUAUGAGGGACAUCCCGGCCUGCAAGUGGUUGGACCAAUGGACGGAGCUCGCUCAGAAGUUUGCCUUCCAGUACAACCCCUCCCUGCAGCCGCGGGCCCUGGUGGUGUUCGGCUGCAUCAGUAAGCGAGUGAGUCACAGUCAGAUCAAGCAGAUCAUCCGGAUCCUGAGCAAGGCCAGCCCCCUGCUGAGCAUCGACCGGGGUCUGGAGAGCUGCCUGAAGGGUCCGGACAACUACAACAGCCAGGUGCUGAUCGAGGCCACGGUCAUCGCCCUGACCAAGCUGCAGCCGCUGCUGAGCAAGGAGUCCCCGAUGCACAGGGCUCUCUUCUGGGUGGCCGUGGCCGUCCUCCAGCUGGAUGAGGUGAAUCUCUACUCAGCCGGAACCGCCUUGAUGGAGCAGAACCUCCACACACUGGACUCCAUGAGGGUGUUCAACGACAAGAGCCCGGAGGAGGUGUUCAUGGAGAUCCGGCGUCCUCUGGAGUGGCACUGUAAGCAGAUGGAUCACUUCGUGGGACUCAACUUCAGCGCCAACUUCAACUUCGCUCUGGUGGGACACCUCCUGAAAGGCUACAGACACCCGUCUGCCACCACGGUGGCGAGGACGGUGAGGAUCCUUCACACGCUGCUGACGCUCAUCAGUAAACACCUGAAGAGCGACAAGAUGGAGGUCAACACCCAGAGCGUGGCCUACCUGGCAGCGCUGCUCACCGUCUCUGAGGAGGUCCGGAGUCGCUGCAGCCUCAAACACAGGAAGUCCCUCCUGAUCUCAAACCUGGACCCGGUCCCCAUGGACACGUACUCCAGUCACAUCCUGGACCCCAGCUGCAGGACCCUGAGGGAGACCCAGCCCUGGACGUCCCCCCAGGUGUCGGAGCGCUACCUGUCGGCGCACCACUACCCGGCGGUGGGCCAGAUCAGCCCCCGGACCCGCAAGUCCAUGAGCCUGGACAUGGGCCAGCCCUCGCAGGCCAACACCAAGAAGCUCCUGGGAACCCGAAAGAGCUUCGACCACCUCAUCUCGGACUCCAAGGCGCCCAAGAGACCGGAGAUGGAGUCGGGCAUGACCACGCCCCCCAAGAUGAGGCGCGUGGCGGAGAGCGACUACGAGAUCGAGACGCAGCGGAUCGGGAACUCUCACCUGCGGAAGGUCUCCGUGUCCGAGUCCAACGUCCUGCUGGACGAGGAGGUCUUGACGGACCCCAAGAUCCAGGCCCUGCUGCUCACCGUGCUGGCCACGCAGGUGAAGUACACCACGGACGACUUCGACCAGAGGAUCCUGUACGAGUACCUGGCCGAGGCCAGCGUGGUCUUCCCCAAGGUGUUCCCCGUCGUCCACAACCUGCUGGACUCUAAGAUCAACACGGUGCUGUCCAUGUGUCAGGACACCAACCUGCUGAACCCGGUCCACGGCAUCGUGCAGAGCGUGGUCUACCACGAGGAGUCGCCCCCCCAGUACCAGCCCUCCUACCUGCAGAGCUUUGGCUUCAAUGGUCUCUGGAGGUUCGCUGGUCCCUUCUCUAAGCAAACCCAGAAGUACACAAAUCCGGAGCCCCGAGCCGCGAGGCUCCUUCGUGUGGUCCAUAUAUCGAUCAUGCGGCUGCUGCUCUGGUGCGUGUGCGCGGCGGCUCUGCGCGCGGCCCGGGAGGAGGGCGGCCCGCGGCCCGGGAGGAGGGCGGCCCGCGGCCCGGGAGGGGGACGCUCGGCCCCGGGGGAGCGGAGCGGGGAGCCGGGGGGCAGCUCCGCGGCGGGAGGGAGCCUCCGAGCGGGUGAGAACCACCGGACCACCGGGGAGCUCUACCGGGGCCCAGCGGACCCUCAGCGCGUGAUGCGUUCACGUGCUGGGGCGCUGUUGUGUCGGCUGGACGCUGUCGCCCAGAACCGGGCGCUGCACCACACGUGA